Panicum virgatum (switchgrass) is the source of this 1632-nucleotide messenger RNA. Its product is annotated as F-box/LRR-repeat protein At3g48880-like. The record is from RefSeq and is a predicted model, not a curated record. The transcript is spliced from 4 exons. Gene Ontology annotation, molecular function: protein binding. The coding region runs from base 407 to 1372 and encodes 321 amino acids. Lineage: Eukaryota; Viridiplantae; Streptophyta; Magnoliopsida; Poales; Poaceae.
UUCGUUGCCCCGUUCCUUUCUCUAUCGCCGCUCCCCUCUCGGUCUCCCUGUCCUGGUGGCGACGAUUGGGCGAGCGGCGGCGCGGUUCGCCACGUCUUCCUUGGCGGGUUCUUUGCCGGCGACAAGUGCCCACCAGGGAUGCAAAAACCUUUGGUUUGGUACUCAAUGAUAUUUCGGUGUGGGAUUAGAGAAUAGAUGAAAUGUUCAUAUCACAUAUUAAACUCUACUGUCUGACUGUCGGUCGCUGCCCUACUUACCAUACAUACCGAUACCAUCCUCACCCCUCACUCCUCAGUGACAAACAUCUUCAUAUUGUGUCCAUGACAUUGAAGAAUGAAGUAUCUGUCCCAUUUGUUUGGCUUAACCUGCUCCUAGUAUCUUUUCUUGUUAAGGAUUUUUGUUAAGAAUGGGAGAGAAUAAAUGGAUGGGCAAAAGAUGGGAGGACAUGGACACUGAUGUCCUUGUGAAGAUAUUCAAGGAAUUAAAUUUGGUUGAGCUGUCACCAGUAUCUCAAGUUUGUCGAUUGUGGCGUUUGGCCUGUUCAGAUCCACUUAUUUGGGGCACUCUUGACUUUGGAUUGCUAAAAUCUAAUUUUAUUCAGACAAGAGCGUCACCGUAUAUCUGGGUUGAUGAUAGGUCUGACAAGAGACUUGCAAGGAUACUACGGGUGGCUAUGGCAAUUAGCUGUGGGAAUGUCAAUUGCAUGAUAUUCCAUUACAAUUUGUACAUGAAAGAUGAGCACCUUCAUUUCAUUUCCGAGAGAUCUCCUCACCUAAAACGAUUGGUUAUGCCAGCAUGGAACCGCAUAACCAGAGUGGGAAUAUGCCAAGCUAUCCAAAGGUGGCAAGAGCUGGAGUCCUUGACAAUGCCUACCAUCGGACAUCCUCCGUAUAUUAUGGAAGAGAUAGGCAGAAGCUGCAAGAAUUUCACAGAACUUAAGGUCAUGGGCUCAUUUGAUCACCAAUUUGCCUAUGCGAUUUUGCAGUUCCUUCCAAAGCUGAAAGUAUUGAGCCUUCGUUGCUCAAAAGUGACCAUGGAUGCACUGCAGUAUCUACUGCACUCGAUGGAAUAUCUUGAGGUUCUGAAUAUUUCCCACUCCCUGCUGUUGGUCAUCGCGUCAAAUGGGCGGAAGCAAGUGGUUCAUGAGCUGGAUGGCCAAAUUCUCGAGAGAGCUUCACGGCUGCGUGAAUUCCACUACUGCCAGAGCAGGACGUGCCUUGCAUGCCAGCGGAUGGUGGUGGAUGAAGGCAUCAUGCGCUGGUACAGGUACGAGGAUUGGUUUUGGCGUCGAGAUGAGGUCAGGUCCCUUGACCUGAAAGAUUAUGGGAAGCUAUUUGAUGCUGGUUGCGAGAGGUUGACGUCUGUAGAUUAGAUGGUUAUUAAAGCAGGUAUAAAACCCGCCUCCUCACUGUAGAGACUCGUUGACCUGGCUUUCGUAAAACAGAACAUAGCAACCACCGAGUUGUAACCAUAGAUAAAUAAUAUUGGACAAUGAUGUCGGUGAAUGGUGUGUGUGUGGGGUGUGUAGGUAGUGCUGUAAAUCCAAGAAUAGCUGGUCAUAUUUGAAUGGGUUGUGCUAGUCUCUAUGGUGACUGCAACAAUGGAGUGGACCAUGUGCUUUCAAGUUUCUAA